AUGGCUCAACCACACCCCGCGUCUACCACCACCCCGCUCUACUUGACAGGCAACAAAACUGGUCUGCAGGAGUUCCUGGAUAAAUUCGAUGUCUUCCUAUUCGACUGCGAUGGUGUCCUAUGGUCUGGAGACCACUGCUUCCCUGGGACAGUCGAGACCCUAGAAUUGCUACGAAAGAAUGGCAAGCAGGUCGUUUUCGUCACGAAUAACAGCACCAAGUCGCGCGCCGAUUACCGAAAAAAGCUAGAGGCUCUGGGAAUCCCAAGCACUGUGGAAGAGAUAUUCUCGUCUUCAUACAGUUCCUCGAUAUACAUUUCCCGCAUCCUGCAACUCCCCGAAAACAAGCGUAAAGUCUAUGUGAUCGGUGAAUCCGGCAUUGAACAAGAACUGCGCUCCGAGAACAUCCCCUUUAUCGGCGGCACAGACCCAGCAUACCGUCGUGAUAUCGAGCCCGAAGACUACAAGCGCGUCGCGGCAGGCGAUCCCUCCCUUUUGGACCCCGAAGUCGGCGUCGUUCUCGUCGGAUUGGACUUUCAUCUGAACUAUCUCAAGCUCGCCCUGGCAUACCAAUACGUGAAGCGCGGUGCUAUCUUCCUCGCGACGAACAUUGAUUCCACGCUGCCUAAUUCCGGAACUCUCUUCCCUGGCGCUGGAUCUAUGAGUGCACCUCUCAUCAUGAUGCUUGGAAAGGAUCCCGUGGCACUUGGAAAACCCAGCCAAGCGAUGAUGGAUGCGAUUGAGGGUAAAUUCAAGUUUGAUCGCAGCCGCGCCUGUAUGGUGGGUGAUCGGGCCAACACCGAUAUCCGCUUUGGCUUGGAGGGUAAACUCGGUGGGACGCUGGGCGUUCUCACGGGCGUGAGUUCCAAGGAGGACUUUGUUGCCGGUCCUGUUCGUCCUCUGGCAUUCCUGGAUAAACUCUCGGAUUUGCUCGCCGUGGAGCAGCAGUAA
This is a messenger RNA of Penicillium brasilianum, 948 nucleotides long. The record is from the annotation of a GenBank genome assembly. Lineage: Eukaryota; Fungi; Ascomycota; Eurotiomycetes; Eurotiales; Aspergillaceae.